AUGUUCUCUUCAAUCACGCGCCUCGCGCGCCCGGUCUUGACCAAGUCUCUGGCUCAAUCGCCCAGGACAUUCACAACCCUCGUCCCUCUCCGACCUUCCCUAACUCCUAUGAACGGCGCAAUCCGAAGAUCCGUUCUACCAUCAAGCUUCACUCCUUCGACGGCCGCCUCAGCUGAUAUCGUGCCCUCAAGCGCCAUCACAGCACACCCCGCGAUGGGCGAUAUGCAAAUUCGCUGCGGACCUCGAAACACCAUGAACGGACACACCAGACUCGUGCAGAAGCGUAGACAUGGCUUCCUAGUCCGUAAGCGAAGCAAGACGGGCAGGAGGAUUCUCCUCAGGAGAAAGAUCAAGGGCCGAAGGAACAUUGCCCAGUAG
Molecule: messenger RNA, 378 nt
Organism: Fusarium poae
Lineage: Eukaryota; Fungi; Ascomycota; Sordariomycetes; Hypocreales; Nectriaceae
Exons: 2
Coding region: 1-378 (125 amino acids)
Biological process (GO): translation
Cellular component (GO): ribosome
Molecular function (GO): structural constituent of ribosome
Source: RefSeq, a predicted model, not a curated record